CCCCCGUGUGUUGCACAGGCGCACCAAUGUUUUCUACUGUCUUAGCUACACCGGCGCAAAGUUGCUAAAGUUAGUAAACAAACAGAAAGCUUCGAGUACGCGCGCGCGCUGUGUCUCAGAGUCGAUCAUUUCGUGCGCGGUCUCAUUUCAAACGAAUUGAAAGGAUUAUAAAUUGGUGCGAAUCAUAUUAAAACAAAAGUGAUGUACAAGAAACGUGUGUGUGCUGUGUAGUUUAAAAAGGAAACAAUUCCCAUCGUGAAUAUAUUAAUUAUUAAACAUAUUGGAUAUUGGAAACAACUUUGUGAGAAUAAACAUUGAAAUGAGUGCACAAUGAGCGUAGCAUGUUUGAUAACUGCGCGUACGUGGGGCCUAAGUGCACGGAGGUGGCCGAAAAAUUGGUUCAGAUUUUCGGAUGGCGGCACACGUACAAUGUAGAAAAGUUGCAGAGGAAUGUCCCUGGCCGUGGGACCACACGGAUAUCGAUUACACGAUCGUCGCAUACGCCGUACAUUCGUGCCGCCAUUAAUGAGAAGGGUCCUGACUCAUGGCUGGCGGUGCACAACCUUCAGUCACAGGGUGGCGGUAUUCUAGACCCUGACGAUCAUCUUAGCGAUGUUGUAGAUGACCGUGAACAGAUACUAGCUAGUUUUGAAGAUGGCGAAGGGGCACAUCAUCAUGGCGGAGGCGAUGGUGCAAGUGGUAGCUCUGUUGGCACAGGCAGUCCUGAUAUAUUCCAUGACGGUGAUCACAAAUAUGGCCCCGGUUAUACACGUACAGAUAUUGAGGUAACCGGAGAGCAUUUGGCAAAUGGGGUAGCAGGAGUAUUACAGGUGCGGCGUGGUAGUGAACCUGCCUUGAAUCAAUUACCAGCAGGUCCUCCACUUUCGACUGAUCAAACGAAACGAUGGUCUGCCGCUCCGCUUAUCUUUGAACAACCAGCCAAUGGUACUUAUUUGAAUGUAAGCACUGAUUGGGUGACUGAGAGUCGAGAUGAAGAUGACGAUGAAGAGAAUGAUAAUAAACCGAAUGGGAUUAAACGAAUAUCCAGGGAUGGUAGUAAUCGUCUUUCUAUGCAAUUUUUGGGUGAAGGUGGUGGUUAUAAGUGGGCGGAAGCCGCCGAACGGGCGCAUAACAGGAAUUAUACAUCUACAUCACUUCCACGGGAUCAGAAACGAAAGGAACCACUGGGUCAGGCGAACAAUACAGACAAAAACUUUGGAGAGUUAAUUGUUAUUCGAAAUGAACCAGGCCCACUAGGUAUUCAUGUGGUACCGGAUUAUAAUCGACAAGGGGACGACCAAGGAUUGUUAGUGCAAGGCAUUGAGCCUGAUGGCAGAAUAGAUCGUGAUGGAAGAUUGGCUUUGUUUGAUCGUAUUGUUGAAAUUAACGGUCAUAAUUUACUUAAUAUGCCGUUCCAAAGGGUACAAGAAAUGUUUAAACUUUCACUGACAUCACCUGAGCUACGGCUAAGAGUAACCAAAGCCAAUUCACACUCGAAAUUACCAGCGCCCGUUUAUCCUCGUAUGAUUGAAAAUAAAGAGAACAUUGAGCGACUUGUAGAGGUGGAACAGAAACAGCAGAGUACAAAUACAAAAGUCGCGACGGUAUCACCAACUAAAAAAGUGCCAUCAGGUGGCCGCAAUACCAAAUCAUUGCUUAUUGCCAACACCAGAAAAAUAGGCAGAAAGAUUGAACUGGAAUUGACAAAGGGACCUCAUGGUUUGGGCUUUAGUAUCACAACAAGGGAUAAUCCUGCAGGUGGUAAUUGUCCUAUUUAUAUAAAGAAUAUUAUUCCCAAGGGAGCUGCGGUUGAAGAUGGCCGAUUAAAAAUUGGUGACCGGCUUUUGGAAGUAAAUGGUAUAGAAAUGACUGGUAAAAGUCAAUCGGAAGCUGCUGCUGUUUUAAGGAACACUCCCACUGGUAGUACAGUAGGGAUUGUUGUCUCUCGACAAGAAGAUGUAACGGAUACAUCUCUUCCACGCAUUAUUGGAGUGGAUCCAAUUGCCGAGAAAAGCGAGAGUCGCGAGGAGCUAAGGGAUGAAUCAAUCCCACCAACAAUACCUCCACUUCCGCAAAUGCAUCAUCGUUUUACGCAUCAAAUGCAACCGCCGCCAUCACAACAAAUGGUCCAAAUGAAUACCAGUGACAAUCAUUGCGUUGAUCGUGAGCGCGAGAGGCAACAGAGCAAUGUUUCGAAAAUAAUCUCGCAGUUUCAAGAGGCCACCAAUACUGCAAACAUCACUCCUAAUGAUAAAUUAGAUGACAGUUUGUCCCUGCCCUGGAGGUACCGCGAGUACCUUACCUUUAACAUUCCGGUGCAUGAUUCCGAGAAAGCAGGUCUGGGUAUAAGCGUGAAGGGCAAAACAAGUGGUGCGCAGGAUCUCGGGAUAUUCAUUAAAAGUGUGAUUCAUGGCGGGGCUGCAUCACGAGAUAAACGAUUGCGAACGAACGAUCAACUCCUUAGUGUGAAUGGCAUCUCUUUGCUGAAUCAAAGUAACAGCGAUGCGAUGGAAAACUUGCGUAAAACUAUGUGUCAUAAUGAAGGUCCCGUUCCGGGUAAUAUAACUUUAACUAUUGCUAGACGUGCAUUCAGUCCAGCUUUGAAUAGAAGUUUAGGCAAUCCUCAUGAAACUAGUUUUGGAAGUAAUAAGAGUCGUGAGAUUUACUCGAUGAAAUCGACUGAUUCAGAUAACUCCGGUGGUUCUGUCAAUACAAUAAUCUACAAUCCUUUGAAUAAGUCUCUGGACUCGUCGAAAGGGUCUCUGAAUAAAAGCAUUCAGAGUCAUCAAAGCGGCAGUAGUCCGGUGACACAUGCUCAUAGUCCAAUGAAUACGUGGAAUCCAGUUUUGGACCGAUUAAUGGGCAAUACGAAUAAACAAUUGCGUAAUGAGAGUUAUUAUAAAGCGACGAAUGACACCUGGAAUGCGAGCACGUUCUCUCCGAAUCAAUCGCGAAUGGGAACGACAAUAAAUUUGCCAAAUAUGGAGCCUGUUUUAGUUGAGGACGACUACGGAUCACGUAUUAUACAUUCCAAGAGUAAUAUUCUUAAACCAGCAUCGCCAUCAAAUACAAAAAUAAUUCCAAUCAUACCAAAUAACGGCGUGAGCGCUGCAAUAAAUAAAUCGAUUGAAAACCGCAAGGAUCAUGAGCCAGAUGGAAAGUCCAUGAUUAACCGCAGUAUCUGUGAUAAAAGUAGUGACUUGGACACCAGUAAUCAAAAACCUGGAGGCACUGAUGCGACAUACGCAAGUCAAUUGAGUUUAGAGAAUCCGGCUGGAUUUUGUAGGGACGCUUUUGGCAGGCAGAGUAUGUCAGAGAAGCGACAUGCAACACUGGAUGCGAAAAGUACUGACACAUAUCAACGGACGAAGAAAAUGCGUGAGGAACGACUGAAAGGUAAAGAAGCUAAUUUAACGCGGGUCGGAUCAGUGGAGUCAGUUAUCAGUGUGAAUCGGCCAACUGAGCAUCCUGAAUACGCUGAUAAGCUCGGUGAACUAGGACCGUCUUUGGGAAUGAAAAAGUCGUCUAGUUUAGAAUCUUUACAAACAAUGGUACAAGAAAUUCAAAUGCAAGAAGAGGGUGACCCGGCAUACAGUUACCGGGGACCAGGUGGAGCUUUAAAAGUAAUACGAGGUAAAGGUUGCGAGGAAAGUUUCCGUGCUGCUGUUGACAAGGAAUACAGUUUGGAUCCGAAUCAUCGUAGCGAGGUGAGUGCCAAAAAACAUUGGCUACUCGACCCGCCCGCAGACUAUGAGCGUGAAAUUGACGGUUUUAACAAUGUCCGCGGUGGAUUGCGCCAAUCAUCACUAAAUGCAGCACUAGAUUCUAAACAUAAAGCUUCCAAAAAGAAACCAAGUAUUCUUAAAGGUAUUGGUUCGAUGUUCCGAUUUGGAAAACAUCGAAAAAUUGAUUUUCCUGUCGAGGAACAUCAACAUUACCAGCAGAGUAAUGAAUUUGACGAAGCCCCUAAGGACGAAAGCAAUAAAAUCGAAGAGCCAUCAAAGGAGCCAUCAAAUCAAGUUCAACAACCAAUCCCACAUCAACAACAAGUGCAUUCACGAUAUCCACCGAUGCAAAUGAAUCCCAGCCCGCAGCAAGCGGCGCAAAUCCAACGAGAGCCGAUCUAUCAACGGCAUGGAUAUGUGCAUCAUCAUGCUGAACAGGUGCAGGUGAUUCCCGAGAAUGCUCCAAUGCAAUCCGUUAAUCACAGAUACCGACGCAGUCCGGAGCAACAAAGCCGCGCACAUGGCAGCAAUCUUUUAAAAGCACACGAACAGCGCAUGGCGGCGCGUCACAGCUAUUAUCCGCCAUCGGAGGCGGACCCGCAUUAUGAACAGAUCUCCCGACAGGUUAGCAAUUUAAAUAAUAUACCUCCUGAACAUCCAGUUAACAACUACGGGACGAGUUAUGGCCGGCCCGGAAGUCGCACUGGCGUCACGGAAGCGAUGACCUCCCUCACACACUACGUCAACCAUGACGAGUUACAAUCACACUUGAGUCGGUCCGACAACCUGUCUGAUUCUCAAAUAGUGCAAAUGCGCUUGCAGGUGCAGCAGCAGAGAUUAAAGGUGGAGGAGGAAAGUCGAAAGCAACACCAGUAUCACUCACAGCGACAGCCGAAGCAAGAAAUGCAGCUGCGACCGGUCUCAAACUUCUACGAAUACGAGAGCGUGCAAUCGAUCCUAUCAACUAGAGGCAGAAAUAGUAAUCCACAUCAAUACCAACAGCAUCCGCCGCCAUCACAACGUGUACCGCCGCAAUACAAUCGGCGCGGGCCAUUUGUUACGCAGGUCACCAUCGGUGAACAGAAGGAAGCAAAACAAAACGGCACCAAAGUCUGACUGAUGUUUUAAUCAUUCCAAUCAAGCAACACUGUAUCAUUCACAAUCCAAUAAUUUUAUUAUCGAUUUUUAACAUAUUGUUUAGAUUUUAUACAAAACAUUUAUUAAUUAUGAUUUUACUUCCAUUUUUAUAAAGUUAUUUUUUUAUACUUACGCGUGGAAGUAUUCAAUAUCGUGUAUUACGUAAUUUAAUUAUUUGUACAUAGAAACAAGAAUACCGAUAGUAUGCAUAGGUCAUAAUUUAUGUAUAUAAAAUUAAAAUACACAUUCCAAUAAUAUUUUUAUAUACUAAAA
Molecule: messenger RNA, 5135 nt
Organism: Dalotia coriaria
Lineage: Eukaryota; Metazoa; Arthropoda; Insecta; Coleoptera; Staphylinidae
Gene: baz
Product: par-3 family cell polarity regulator
Biological process (GO): intracellular protein localization; cell adhesion; establishment or maintenance of epithelial cell apical/basal polarity
Cellular component (GO): adherens junction; apical plasma membrane; apical junction complex
Molecular function (GO): protein binding; phosphatidylinositol binding
Source: RefSeq, a predicted model, not a curated record